AUGUGCACACUAUUUGUUGGCGGAGCAGCUGAAUCGCAAACUAAACAAGAGCCGAUAGAUGAUGAAUCCUCCAAAGAACCUUUUGAGUUCACUGAUAAUAUGGAAUCCGUUAAAAAUCUGAGCACUGCUACAUCAAUUCCACAGAGUGAACCAGUUCCAGCUGUUACAUCUCCAAAGGCUGUACUACAUUCACAAUCAGAACCUGAGCCGGAAGCUAAACCUGAACCGGAGUCUCAACAUCACUCACAUUCUAUCUUUGAGGUGUCUACAGUUGAACCUGAACCAGCUAUUAAGUUUGACAAUAUUAAGGCAGAAGAUUAUGGUGAUGUGGUUGAGUUGAAAAACCAGCCUGACGACCUUGACACGGAAGUGAUAGAACAGCUUGUAGAUAGAUUUCUCAACACUGGUUCGCUAGUGAAUAAUAACGCUCCGAAAUUUGCGAAUCCGGUUGCCCAAGCACUUGUUGGCAGCAGCAGUUACUGGAACACCGAUGGACUUGAAGCACCUGGAUCGAUUAAGGAUGAAGCCGAAAUAAGAAGAUGGAUUCAAGGUUACCAAACAGAAGCACAAAAGGUGCUGAAAGAGGUUGCAGCAGCUGGUUGGAAAUACUUCAGUCAUGCGUCACCGGCAGCUAAGCAGAGUUUGAAUGAGGCUGAAGAGGUUUUAUCACGUUUCGUUCGUUCGACAUCGAUGCAAGCAAAACAAUUCGAUGCGGAUUCUAUUCAGGAUGCUGAUCUGAAACGUCAGCUUGCCUAUGUGUCAUUUGAGGGCAUGUCAGCUCUAUCACCUACAGAUUAUGCUACAUUCAACCAAGCUCAAACUUCCCUAAAUCGAGUAGCUUCAGAAGUUACAGUCUGUGAUAGAGAUCUACCACCACCAUGCACGUUGAAAAAAAUCGAUAUGGAAUCGAUUUUCCAUAAUGAAAAAGAUGCCUCUCGACUAUCACAUCUAUGGAUUUCGUAUCUAACAGAAUUGGCUCGUGAGAAAUCCACAUAUCAGAAGCUGAUUGAACUCACUAAUAAAGGUGCUAAGUUAAACGGAUUCCGUGACGGAGGGUCAAUGUGGAGAAGCGCUUUCGAUUUGCCCGGAAAAAAUACUUCUCAAGUUUUCGAUUUUAAAACACAAAUCGAGAAAAUCUACACAAUGAUUGAACCAUUAUACAAACAUCUACACGCAUAUAUUCGAAGACAGCUUGCUGGAAUAUACGGCAAUCCCACUGGUCUGAGCAAGAAUGGGCCAAUUCCCGCUCAUCUCUUUGGUUCGGUUGACGGUGGUGACUGGUCUACCCACUAUGAACAAACGAAGCCCUUCGAUGAUCAGUCCAGUAUUCCCGAAGAUAUGCUUUUCUCAUUUCACACUCAAAACUAUACAACAAAACAAAUGUUUGUAAAGGCAUAUCGUUUUUUCAAGUCUAUUGGUUUUCCGUCGCUACCAAAAACGUUCUGGACAAAUUCUCAUUUUUCUCGAGUCUGGAGUAGGGAUAUGAUAUGUAAUCCGCCUGCUGCUCUGGACAUGAGAGAUGGUAACGAUUUUAGGGUUAAGGUAUGCGCUCAGCUGGGUAUGCCAGAUUUUGAACUCGCUCAUUCACUUAUGGCUCAAGUAUACUACCAGUACAUGUACAAACAACAACCGUUCUUGUUCAGCGACGCCAUUUCAAAAGUCUUCGCUCAUUUAUCAACAAAUCCUCAUUAUUUGUACUCGCAGAAGUUGGUGAGUGCCUCACAUUUGGAUAUCAAGGAUUCGCUAAUCAUUAAUAAACUCUACAAGGAAGCUUUAGAGAACUUAGCUAGAGUUCCGUUUUACAUUGUUGCUGAUAAUUGGCGAUAUGAACAGUUCGAAGAGAAGAUUCCAGGCGCUGAGAUUAACGAUCGAUGGUGGGAGCUUAGAACAAAGUAUGAAGGAGUUCGUGCACCUCAGCCAUACAACUCUUCGAACCUCGAUGCUCUUAUGCAUAUUACUAUUUCACAAAUUCACUCACCUGCCACGAAAUCACUGAUCAGUUAUGUGAUGCAGUUCCAGAUUUUGAAAGCUUUAUGUCCAUCUGAGACCGCACUGAGUGAGGGAUGUAUUCUCUCCGAAGACACUACAGUGAAACUUCGUCAAACUAUGAUGAAAGGUUCAUCUAUUACUUGGUUGGAAGCACUAGAGAUGAUCACAGGAAAAGCUCAAUUGGACCCUAUACCAUUACUCGAGUACUUCGAACCGUUGGCAAACUGGUUGAGGAACACAAACGAAGUAGACCAAGUGUAUACGGGCUGGGAUGGGGAUGGUGCCAUCUUUAGCCCUGAGGAAAUUCCUAAGCCCAGAGCUGGUAUGGAUGGAGGAAGUGGUGUUCUUAGCGAAGAUCGUGUCGCCUUCCCUGGUGGUAUCUGUGCCAAUGGUCAGGAAUGUUUGUUGGAUUCACACUGCAACGGAACAGUAUGUGUGUGUAAUGAUGGCUUAUAUACUCUGGAGAUUGGUGCAUCAGUGAACUGUGUUCCCGGAAAUCCCGCUGAUAGUGGAUUUGGAGACGGAAAGAAUUCUCGACUUGUAGAGCAGGGGCGGUUUGGUGAUCGGACUGUUUUCUUCGGAAACAACACCGAUUCCGGAGCCGGAUUCAACAGGAAAAUCAACAAAAACGCCAUCGAAACGGCCAAAAUCAUCGGCUUCCUUAAAAUUGACAACAUUCUUACUAGUGCUAUCGACGUUUUUACGUUGCUUUAA
Molecule: messenger RNA, 2703 nt
Organism: Angiostrongylus costaricensis
Lineage: Eukaryota; Metazoa; Nematoda; Chromadorea; Rhabditida; Metastrongylidae
Source: the annotation of a GenBank genome assembly